AGUUUGGUCUGUCCCUGAUUGUCACCCCGACCCUUCUCCCACAGGCUCUGAGCAGCCAUGCCUGUCGCUCGGUCGUGGGUGUGCAGCAAGACAUACGUCGCUCCCCGCCGUCCCUUCGAGAAGUCUCGUCUGGACCAGGAGCUCAAGCUCAUCGGUGAAUAUGGUCUGCGGAACAAGCGGGAAGUGUGGCGGGUGAAGUUCACCCUGGCCAAGAUCCGAAAGGCUGCCCGGGAACUGCUGACCCUAGACGAGAAGGAUCCCAAGCGUCUUUUUGAGGGUAAUGCCCUCCUGCGCCGCCUGGUGCGCAUCGGGGUCUUGGAUGAGAGCAAGAUGAAGCUGGAUUACAUCUUGGGUCUGAAGAUCGAGGACUUCCUGGAGCGGCGCCUGCAGACGCAGGUCUUCAAGCUGGGGCUGGCCAAGUCCAUUCACCACGCCCGGGUGCUGAUCCGGCAGAGGCACAUCAGGGUCCGUAAGCAAGUGGUGAACAUCCCCUCGUACAUCGUGCGCCUGGACUCUCAGAAGCACAUCGACUUCUCUCUGCGCUCGCCCUACGGCGGCGGGAGGCCCGGCCGGGUCAAGAGGAAGAAUGCCAAGAAGGCGCAGGGCGGUGGAGGUGCUGCUGAUGAUGAGGAGGAGGACUGAGCCCUCGGUGUGAGUCCUUGUAGAGUGACAAAUAAACUUCUGGUUACCCGUG
Molecule: messenger RNA, 694 nt
Organism: Pristis pectinata (smalltooth sawfish)
Lineage: Eukaryota; Metazoa; Chordata; Chondrichthyes; Rhinopristiformes; Pristidae
Gene: rps9
Product: ribosomal protein S9
Exons: 4
Coding region: 58-642 (194 amino acids)
Biological process (GO): translation; positive regulation of translational fidelity
Cellular component (GO): cytosolic small ribosomal subunit
Molecular function (GO): structural constituent of ribosome; rRNA binding
Source: RefSeq, a predicted model, not a curated record